CGCUUGUUAUUCUUUUUGCUUGCUGGUUGUGAUUGAUUGUGUCGUGGCGUCGUCGUCGUUAGCUGCUCUUCUGUUUUGAUCAACUGAAAUAGAUUUUCCAUGCGAAAUGGCGGCUUUUAUGGAGGAAGCUUUAGUGGAAGCGCGCCGUGCACGUGACGCCGGCGAGGUUCCCGUUGGCUGUGUUUUUGUGCACGGCGACGAGAUUAUCGCACGUGGUGGCAACCAAGUCAAUGUGCAUCGCAAUGCAACACGUCAUGCGGAGUUCAUCUGCAUCGAUGCAACGCUAGCCUACUGCCGUGAGAAGCAUUUGCCGGCGCGAGAGACAUUCAACGAAAUCAGCGUCAUCGUGACUGUGGAGCCCUGCAUUAUGUGCUCGGCAGCCCUGCACACGCUGGCCGUCAAGGAGAUUAUCUAUGGCUGUGAGAACGAUCGAUUUGGAGGCAAGACAGUGGUCGAUGUGGCUGCCGUUGUGGGUCAACGCAUUAACAUCACUGGCGGUGUUCGUGCCGACGAAGCCCUGGCACUCUUAAAGGAAUUCUACAAGGGUGACAACCCUGCAGCGCCGCCAGUGGCCAAAAAGAGGAAAUGACUGUCUUAUAGUUAGAGAGAGAGCGAGAAGAAACAAGGAAAUGGAAUAGAAAUCAAGUCUAUAUAAACUUAAGUUUCAGCCCAUUUAAAACUCUUUGUAUAUGUUGUAAUUUAUUAUUAUUAACUUUAAGCAUAGACUAAGCUAUAAUAUGGCGUUCAGAACGUUUGUUUAAAACAUACAUACAAUACAUAAUACAAAAACUGUGAAAAGUGAAAAUCGUUGUGUAUGCAACUGUUACAGAUAAUCGAUAGAUGAUAAUGGAAAAUU
Molecule: messenger RNA, 856 nt
Organism: Drosophila innubila
Lineage: Eukaryota; Metazoa; Arthropoda; Insecta; Diptera; Drosophilidae
Product: tRNA-specific adenosine deaminase 2
Exons: 1
Coding region: 107-589 (160 amino acids)
Biological process (GO): tRNA wobble adenosine to inosine editing
Cellular component (GO): nucleus; cytoplasm
Molecular function (GO): tRNA-specific adenosine-34 deaminase activity
Source: RefSeq, a predicted model, not a curated record